AUGUCCAUAAAGUCGCAAAAAUCAUUAAAUGACGAGUGCUCUGAAAUAUUUGAGAAGAGUUACUCAGUGAGGAGUGACUCGAAUGAAAGCCUCUCCUGUGAUGAAGACGAGGAUUCCUUAUCCAGGGAACUUUUGAAGAAACUCACGCCGGCCGUGCUCAGCAAACUCAGGCGUAGCUUUAAAAAAGCUAAAGAGAGAAACGCAGCGAGAGAUAUCGAACGCCGAGUAGAGGAGGUGAUGCGAGCCGCCGCGGCAGAGGAAGGCAUAGAAUUUGCGACGCCGGUGACGAGGCAACCCAACACCCUGUACCUGGACGAGACGAGCUUUGUGGCAGCCUUGGAAAACAUUUUUGGUCAUCACAAGUACACAACCCAUGCGCACCAGCUUUUCCAAGUAUUAGACGCGUUUGGUAGCGGGCGAGUGUGGUGGAAGCAGGUAGUAGCGAAACUGGUAGCAGCAGGUGCUAGGAGUACGACCUCCAGAUGUGAGAGAUGGAGCCCCGUCAGGAUUGGAGGGAUGAUGAAGCUGGAACACUGUAAGAGGGAAACGAUAAUAAAACUCGUAAAUAUAGAGAGAGAGCACUCUUUCUGCUACGCGGCGGUGACGAGGGGCGGUCGCGUGGGAGUGUACAGCGGAGAACUGCAGCUUCUAAGCUCUUACGAAGUAUUUUAUCACCGAACAGGAAUUCAUCGUCGAGUCAAGAAUUCUUGGAUCACAGACGCUGUUUAUUUGAGUGACGUACAGUGUCUGUUACUGUCAGCAUCUGAUCGCAGCUUGGCUAUAUACGAUGUGACCACUCUGACGCAUACGCCACUCUACUGUAUCACUGGAUUACCGAACAUACCCACAUGCCUGACAUACAACCCAACCAUGAAUGCCGGUAACGAGUCCGAGCUGAUCUUCGGCACGGAGAGAGGCGAUCUCACAAAAGUCCGGUUCCUACAGCCUCGUGUUUCACUUCUUUUUAUGAAGUUGCCAGAUAAUAUUAAUUACUACUAUUGGAUGGAGCUCUUCAAUGCUCCCCAUACAUCCUACUGCAGCAUCACAAAUUGGCGGAAAGUCCAUUCACGCUCUGUUAGACGCGUGAGACACGCGAGAGAUGGCGAUAUCGUACUGUCCUGCUCGCACGACACGUCAGUCAGCGUUCGUUCGAGACAUGCUCUCGGAAAACUAGCAGAUUAUGUGUUUAAAGUGCAAAGAGGCGUCUCCUGCUUCCAUAUGGUGCCGUCGCUGCACAUGUUGGUGACAGGAAGUCCGGACGGUAUUGUUCGUUUGUGGGAGAGUCCUCAGAGCUCGCCAUUCGCGUCUCUUUCUAUUCCUGGAUCACCAGCUGUACUUGAUGUCGCCGUCGUCGUCGCUUUAGAAAUUAUCGUUGCUUAUUGCAGUAAUUGUUAUUUACAUAUUUGGGAUUUGUAUGAAGAGUGCCUACUUCAAACCGUCAAAAUCAAGUUCCCUUUUCUUGGAGUGUUGGGCAAGAGGGUGGAGUUCGGAACCUACUCAAUACAUCCUGGUCCUCCCCGAAGAGAAGAAAUGGAUGAAGAUGUUCAGGAUAUUUUAGACGCGACGAGUUCACGGCGUGGUUCGAGCGUGUACCGAGGUUCCACGGGGGGAUUGAUAUUAAUGACAGAACCAGCUCAAGCUUCUUGGGAUCAGAGGGGACUGGAGCAAGAUCCAGAAAAUAUCCGAUUCAAUCGUUCCGAACUCUUAAUAACCUGUUGUGACUACGUCUGUAUCAUCGUUCUCCGAGACAACCACGGGUCUCCUCUGCCUCCACCUGGAGACACACUGAGAGCUAGACGACCUUCGUUUUGGGAACUACCCGCUGAUUUAAUGUCGCCAAUAGUACCGGUGACUGCCAAGCCUGCGCCACCAUCACCGAAGCUCCUUAAACCAGUAGCGAUUAAACAAUCAACACAAGAUCUCGAUGAGCUCUUAGAGAAAGCAGGACUGAGAGGAAUAUUGGAAAAGGACUUUGUAUUAAUGCAAGGUCUCAAACAUGACUUGAACAAGAAAUUGUACGAAAUGGAGGCAAAUAAAGAAGCCAUUCGAUCAGCGGUGACCGCCGGCGCGCCGUACCUCGCGCUAAAAAACUACGAACCAGAACCGCUACCGACAUUUGAAGAUCUUGCAGAAGAAUGUUCACGGGUCAUGAGACUGCUCCCAGGCUCCAGCGUCAUCGCGUCGCCGUCGGGAAGCGAGUUCUCUUCGCCGCGGAAUUCGAAGUCUUUCAAAUUAUGUAAAGUGAAGAAUAGUACAUAAAUCGAUUUAUCAGUUAAACAUAACAAGUUCGUAUUUGCAAAGCCAUUUAAAUUUUAAUCCAUUUUGUUACUUGUUAAAGUGAAUUAUUUAGAAAACAAUAUUAAUCUUGUUAAUUAUAUUUUUUUAUAAUUAGAGUGU
Molecule: messenger RNA, 2397 nt
Organism: Vanessa tameamea
Lineage: Eukaryota; Metazoa; Arthropoda; Insecta; Lepidoptera; Nymphalidae
Exons: 17
Coding region: 1-2259 (752 amino acids)
Molecular function (GO): protein binding
Source: RefSeq, a predicted model, not a curated record